Messenger RNA from Auanema sp. JU1783, 261 nucleotides. NCBI's taxonomy places the organism in Eukaryota, Metazoa, Nematoda, Chromadorea, Rhabditida, Rhabditidae. The record is from the annotation of a GenBank genome assembly.
AUGGUUAUGCGUCUGAUUCUUGUUUGCAGCCUUCUGAGCACAAUCAUAUCGGCAAUGAUUUUCACAGAUAAUCAACCUGAUGACAUCAACAUCAUACCUUUGGAAGAAUCACUUGUAAUGAGAGCUAGUGUACCAUAUGAGACUAUAACGGUUCAAUUAAAGAAAACAUGCAGAGCUGGAGGUCUAUGUCAUACAAACUGCUAUUGUCCAGGAAGAUGCUUAGUAGGACGUUAUAAUUUAUCACGAAGAUGCUUCAUCUGA